AUGGCCCCGCCCCCACCAGGACAGGCUUCGGUUUACGUUGGUUUACGGGGCGUUGUUUUCCGCCGGAGAGAAACGGUUUGGCAAAGAGCCUCUACCCCGCCCUGCCAUGAGCGGCCGCCCAAGAACCGCUGCCACACCGCCGAGGAGGAGGUCUAUGCAGCGUCAUACAACAGCAGGCUGUACAGCCGGCCCUUCAUCGAGUACUUUGAAGAGACCCCCAUGAUGGUGGCAGUGCUCACAUACAUGGGCUACGGCAUCCUGACCAUCUUUGGCUACCUCCGUGACUUCCUUCGUCACUGGAAGAUUGAAAGGUGCCACAUCGCCAGAGAGAAAGAGGAGCAAAAGGAUUUUGUACCGCUCUACCAGGAUUUCGAGAACUUUUACACCAGAAACCUCUAUAUGCGGAUAAGAGACAACUGGAACAGGCCUAUAUGCAGCGUCCCGGGAGCCAAGAUGGAUCUGAUGGAACGAGCCACCUACGACUACAACUGGACUUUUGAAUACACGGGUCGGGUAGUGCAGGAUGUGAUUAACCUGGGCUCGUAUAAUUACCUCGGCUUCGCUGAGAAUACAGGUCCAUGUGCUGACUCCGCAGCUGAAGUCACUAUGAAGUACGGUGUUGGAGUUGCGAGCACGAGGCAGGAGAUUGGUAACCUGGACAGACACGAGGAGAUGGAGAAACAGGUGGCUAGGUUCCUGGGUGUGGAAUCAGCCAUGGCGUUCGGCAUGGGAUUUGCAACUAACUCAAUGAACAUACCAGCACUCGUUGGCAAGGGUUGUCUAAUCCUGAGUGAUGAGCUGAACCAUGCCUCUCUGGUCCUGGGAGCCAGACUAUCUGGGUCCACCAUCAGAGUCUUUAAACACAACAAUAUGCAGAGCCUUGAAAAACUGUUGAGAGAAGCCAUCGUUCAUGGCCAACCCAGGACUCGCAGACCAUGGAAGAAGAUCCUAAUAGUGGUUGAAGGCAUUUACAGCAUGGAGGGCAGCAUAGUGCGCCUGCCAGAAGUGAUUGCCUUAAAGAAGCGCUACCGGGCCUACCUUUACUUAGAUGAAGCCCACAGUAUAGGGGCCCUGGGUCCAAGAGGAAGAGGUGUGGUGGAUUACUUUGGCCUCGACCCAUGUGACGUGGACGUCAUGAUGGGCACUUUUACCAAAAGCUUUGGUGCUGCAGGUGGAUACAUCGCAGGGAAAAGGGAGCUCAUCGAAUACCUGCGCUCCCAUUCCCACAGUGCGGUCUACGCCACCUCCAUGUCUCCUCCUGUGGUGGAGCAAAUCAUCACUUCUAUGAAGUGCAUUAUGGGAGAGGAUGGCACAACAAUAGGCAGUGAGCGUGUGCAGCAGCUGGCAGAGAACACGGUCUAUUUCCGCAAGAGGCUUCGAGAAAUGGGCUUCAUCAUCUACGGCAACAACGACUCUCCCGUCGUACCCUUGAUGCUCUACAUGCCCGCCAAGAUAGGAGCGUUUGGCAGGGAGAUGCUGAAGAGGAACAUUGGCGUGGUUGUCGUGGGCUUCCCUGCUACACCCAUCAUCGAAUCGCGAGCACGCUUCUGCAUCUCUGCCGGCCAUUCGAAAAACAUGCUCGACCAGGCGCUGAACGUCAUCAGUGAGGUUGGAGACCUCCUUCAGCUCAAGUACUCCCAUCACAGACUGCAGCUGUCUUCUGCGCGGCCUUUUGAUGAUGAUGUGUAUGAGGACAUUGACGACUGAUGAAUCACUCUGCUGCUUAAGUGGCGUGAACCAGAACAACCCCGGAAAAUACAGAGCGGGUCGGUCAAGAUGGAUCACAAGUCUUCCUUAAGGAGAAACUUGUGCGUACGUGCCCCCUGCCAUCAUGUUGCCAACUCGUAACCUCCCCAGACGAAAGCAAAACGCUUAAAAAUACCCUCAGAUUUUAUUUUGCCUUACUACACAUGCAGAGAUUGUGAACAGUGAAAAUGGCACCUCUGCUUCCUGUGUCUUUUAUCACUUUUUUUUUUUAAGAUUUUUUUGUUUGUUUGGUUGUGUCUUUAGUAUUUGUGGUUUUGGCCUUUGUUAAGCUUGUAAUUACAGAUCCAGUGUGCACGUCAUCUUUUUGUUUUUUCUUCACUUAUGACAUGAAUCUGACUUAAAUCGAAAAUGUAAGGAGACUAAUAAGGAGAACAUCGUUACCAUCUAUCAAUGAACGGUCCUUUCUUCCACUCCUUUGAAAGGAGCCGUUAUUGUCAUAAGUAGAAAUCACUAGAUGCAUUUCCACAAGACCUAAUUCUUCACCACCAGGAGCCUGUUGGCGUGCAAACAUGACAUGACUUACAGCCAGUUCCUUCCGUUUUUUUCGAGUAUUGUAACAGGGAAUCUGUCAGUUUAGAGCUAAUUACCUGACAGCUUUCCAUUUAAAAAAAAAAAAAAAGAACAUUUUGACAUUUAUUGCUAUUAUUUAGAAGUUUAGAUGGACAAAGUCAGCCUCAAGUCUUAAAGCUAAGCUCACCGUUUGCUAACUUUCACUUCAUAUUUUUCCUGCUGCAUAGCAUAGAUCUGAAUUUAAGCAACAAAGCAGAUGAGCGCAUUUCCCCAAAUCCCAAAUACUGUCUUUUAUGUAUCUCCAGUAAAGUGAAAUAUCUGUCUUCAGCAGUAAGAUGAAGGUAUUGCCAUAAUUUUGCGUUUGAGAAUUUUAUUUGCCUCCACUGAGAUCAGCUCUGGGUCAGUAGAACAGUGCCAAAGUGAACAGAACAGAUUAUCUGUGAUGUUUGUAUGUGUGAGGAAAUGUUCCUGAAUGGGCCGCAUGGCUCAAAAGAAUAAAUGUUUAAUAUCCUGUUCAAGGCUUCAGUAAAAAUCACAAGUUGAAAUAGAAAUCAAAAACUAAUUACUCUUUCAAACAUUUGAUUUUAUCUUUUUUUUCAGUAAUGAAAUGAUUGCAAUGAUAUUACAUGUUUUGUUUUUUUUUUCAUUUUACUUAAGGAGAACCUGCUCUCUGUAUUGUUACUGUUAAACUCUUAUAGAGUAGCUUUGCAUUAUUCACAGUUCAAAAUAAUCUUUAUUUAUGUGAUACUGAGCCUUGGAGCCGCCUCUCAGUUCAUCUCAAUUUGUUAGAAAAUGACCCAUUUUUAGCACCCUUUCAUUGGAACUGACUUUCUUCUGAUUGGUCACACCUCCCUAAGUGUUUGCUGAUAACAAGUGGGCGUGGUUUCUUCACUCAGAGCGACACUCGUGAUGAUUAUAACAAAGACAUCUUCUCUAAAUGAGACGAGCCCCAGGAGUAGAAAAUCCUUUUGAUAACUGAACAUUCAGAGCAGUCUAACGCUGAGGUUUUGGCUCACAGAGAUGACGUUUGCAUUCGCUGACAUUUUUAUUUGAAACUUUGGGUAGAAUUAUUAUAAAUAUCCACUGCUGUAGCGAUUUUAUAUAUACAAAAAAAAAGGAAAAGCUUAAACGCGCCGCUUUAAGUGAAUAACACUUUUAUAAUAAUCAGUUUAUGUUGCAAAACUAUAAACAUGAUUUCUUUCAUUGACAGAACUACCACUUUCCAUUUCAGAAAAAAACAUUUUAAAAAGCCAUGUUGAGAUUUAAACACACUUGAGUGCUGCUACUGGAGGAAAAAAAAAUGGGGAAUUUAACCCUAAAACAUAAUACACAUUAUACAGUCAGCGUCUUUUCCCCCCACCAGGACCAGAAUUACUGGGACUGUGUUUGUCUUCCUGUUUGUUACGGGGGGGGUUCCUCUUAAGUCAUGUGACGAGGUUCAAACUGAAGAAUAUCUAUUAGCGCAGGUAAACUAGUGUGGACAGGAUCCAGCUCUUUGCUGCUUUGUGCCUGAUAAUUGUUUUGCCUUGAAAAACAAAAUGCUUUCUUUGUGCUGAGACUAAUGAGUCAAUAAUGAUGUUAACAGUCUUCUUAGGAUAGGCGAGUGUGUUUUGCCUUUACGUUCUUCCACAUAAACAGCAGCUGUAUUUGGAAAUGUGGGCAUCUACAUUGUACUACUGAGCUUUGGGACAGCAGCACUCCUUAGUGAAGGGAACUCAUGUCCCACGUGUAUAUGCUACCGCUUGCAUGUGUGCACACUGAUGAGUGCUGUGCAAGCGCUCGUCCUUCAUACUAAUGCACACACAGGAAGAAUUCCUCCCAGAAGCUGCUCUGCACCAGAGCUGGUGGUGCUCAAAGUGACACAUUGUUGCUGGUUUUUUUUUUGUAACCUACUACAUUCUGUCUUCAUGUCUUUCUGGGGUUGCUGAGUUGUUUUAUUUUUUUAUUUUUUGGUCCAUCUUUGCGGAUCUUCUGAUGUGUAAUGUGGGAUACUUGUGUAACACGUCUUAUGUUAUCCUUUUGGCUUCCUUUCUGCAGAGAAUCGAUCACAGAUGGUCGUUCGUGAGCUGAAAGUUUGGUUGCAAUGUUGUUCAUACAAAUACAGAAUGUAUCUAUGUAUUUUUAAUUAUGAACCGAGAGAAGCUGUACCGUUAUACUCACAGCAAAUAUUUAAACAUAUGUUUACGUUAUGUAAAGAUUUUAUGUCCUGACAUUUUACUAAGGAGUUUCUGAACAUUAAUUAGAUCAGUUUCCCUUCAGUUCAUUGGUACUUCUCAGUAGUCCUCUGCAAAGACUGCAUCUGGUUUCAACCAUAAAAGCAAAAUAACCUCGUUGUUUUUAUUCUUUGUUUUGGUAAAACGGCAUGAAAUGCUGUUAUGGAUGAUGGCUCGCUACAAAGUUUAUAUAUUGUUUCAUUAAAAAUUAGCUGUUGGGACGGAUGUGUGAGUGUAAGUUACCACACAUCAGAGAUCGUUGUUCUCUGAUAUAAAGUAGUUCCUUUGAAGCAGAUUUUCUUUCUAAGAAUUCUGGUUCUACUCUCAUAACUUCAGUUGUUCAUAUUUGAACAUCUUAAUUGUUCUCUUCAACUACUUAGUCUUCAGCAGUACUCGACUGUAUAAUUAGCACUGUGUGAUAUCCAUGUUAACUAAUUUCUCUGCAUUUCAUCAUAGAAAAUGCACUAUUUCAACAUAUCGGUAAAAAAUUUAAAACGUAAUGUUUCACCCUUGUCAGUUACACGAGUAGAUGAAUAAAAGAGUUUAAAAUA
Molecule: messenger RNA, 5041 nt
Organism: Maylandia zebra (zebra mbuna)
Lineage: Eukaryota; Metazoa; Chordata; Actinopteri; Cichliformes; Cichlidae
Source: RefSeq, a predicted model, not a curated record